GAGACACAGGAUGAGAGGCAAGUUUCGGGGCGUGUGUGAAGGUAGAGAGGAGGCGACGCUAUUCCAUGAGGGGUGCGGUGCUCAGGACCUGUGGCUUUUGCACACGAAAGACAGUGGGAAGAGCAAAUGCAAAAGCCUGGCGCGGGGAACGUGCUAGGCCGGCAUCGGAGGCCGGGUGGCUGGAAAUGAGCGUGCAGACGGCAGAGGGGCCUAAGAACGAGCUCAGAGAAGAGGCAGAGGUCCUUGGAGCUCUUCUUGGCUCCCUCGUGCUCCAGCAGCUCCCCGGGCGGAGCCACAUUCAACAUGGCGGCCGCCUAGGGCCCACCGGCGGACGAACGGAAGUGCGUGUCGGCGGGCGCCGGAAGUGACGAGAGCCCGCUCCUUGCCGGGGUGUCGGUUGAGCCGUGGACGCGCCGGCUUCGAGCAUCCCUAGCCGGGCAGGUGGGAGGCCCGGGGUUGCGGAUCCCGCGGCCGCGGCUCGGACCCGCCGGCGACAUGGCCAGCUCCGGAGAGGACAUUUCCAAUGAUGAUGAUGACAUGCACCCUGCAGCAGCCGGGAUGGCGGACGGGGUCCACCUCCUAGGGUUCUCUGAUGAGAUCCUCCUUCACAUCCUGAGUCACGUCCCCAGCACAGAUCUGAUUCUGAACGUCCGGCGUACCUGUCGGAAGCUUGCAGCCCUGUGCCUUGACAAGAGCCUCAUCCACACCGUGUUGCUGCAAAAGGACUAUCAGGCGAGCGAGGACAAAGUGAGGCAGCUGGUGAAGGAGAUCGGCCGGGAGAUCCAGCAGCUGAGCAUGGCUGGCUGCUACUGGCUGCCUGGCUCCACCGUGGAACACGUGGCCCGCUGCCGCAGCCUGGUGAAGGUGAACCUCUCGGGCUGCCACCUCACCUCCCUGCGCCUCUCCAAGAUGCUCUCGGCCCUGCAGCACCUGCGCUCGCUGGCCAUUGACGUGAGCCCCGGCUUCGACGCCAGCCAGCUGAGCAGCGAGUGCAAGGCCACCCUGAGCCGCGUGCGGGAGCUCAAGCAGACGCUGUUCACUCCCUCCUACGGCGUGGUGCCCUGCUGCACCAGCCUAGAGAAGCUGCUGCUCUACUUCGAGAUUCUGGACCGCACGCGCGAGGGCGCCAUCCUCUCGGGCCAGCUUAUGGUGGGCCAGAGCAACGUGCCGCACUACCAGAACCUGCGGGUCUUCUAUGCGCGCCUGGCCCCCGGCUACAUCAACCAGGAGGUGGUGCGGCUCUACCUGGCUGUGCUUAGCGACCGCACUCCUCAGAACCUCCACGCCUUCCUCAUCUCCGUCCCUGGCAGCUUCGCGGAGAGCGGCGCCACCAAGAACCUCCUGGACUCCAUGGCGCGCAAUGUCGUGCUGGAUGCCCUGCAGCUGCCCAAGUCCUGGCUGAACGGCUCUUCCCUCCUGCAGCACAUGAAAUUCAACAACCCGUUCUACUUCAGUUUCAGCCGCUGUACCCUGUCAGGCGGCCAUCUGAUCCAGCAGGUCAUCAACGGCGGGAAGGACCUGCGGAGCCUGGCCAGCUUGAACCUCAGCGGCUGCGUCCACUGCCUGUCCCCAGACUCGCUGCUCCGCAAGGCGGAGGACGACAUCGACAGCAGCAUUCUGGAGACGCUGGUGGCGUCCUGCUGCAACCUGCGCCACCUGAACCUCUCGGCCGCCCACCACCACAGCUCGGAGGGCCUGGGCCGCCACCUCUGCCAGCUCCUGGCCCGGCUGCGUCACCUGCGCUCCCUCUCCCUGCCUGUCUGCUCUGUCGCUGACUCCGCGCCGCGCGCCGACCGCGCGCCCGCCCAGCCGGCCAUGCACGCAGUGCCGCGCGGCUUUGGCAAGAAAGUGCGUGUGGGCGUGCAGUCCUGUCCCAGCCCCUUCUCCGGCCAGGCGGGGCCCCAGCCCUCCUCCGUGUUCUGGUCUCUGCUGAAGAACCUGCCCUUCCUGGAACACCUCGAGCUGAUUGGGUCCAACUUCUCCUCUGCCAUGCCCCGCAACGAGCCCGCCAUCCGCAACUCGCUCCCACCCUGCAGCCGCGCGCAGAGCGUCGGGGACUCGGAGGUGGCCGCCAUCGGCCAGCUGGCCUUCCUGCGGCACCUGACGCUCGCACAGCUGCCCAGCGUCCUUACGGGCUCCGGGCUGGUCAAUAUCGGCCUGCAGUGCCAGCAGUUGCGGUCCCUGUCGCUGGCCAACCUGGGCAUGAUGGGGAAGGUGGUGUACAUGCCCGCGCUCUCAGACAUGUUGAAGCACUGCAAGCGGCUGAGGGACCUCAGGCUGGAGCAGCCCUACUUCAGCGCCAACGCCCAGUUCUUCCAGGCGCUGAGCCAGUGCCCCUCGCUGCAGCGCCUGUGCCUGGUCUCUCGCAGCGGCACCCUCCAGCCCGAUGCUGUGCUGGCCUUCAUGGCUCGCUGCCUGCAGGUCGUCAUGUGCCACCUGUUCACCGGGGAGUCCCUCGCCACCUGCAAGAGCCUGCAGCAGUCGCUUCUCCGCAGCUUCCAGGCCGAGCGGCCCGCGUUAAACGUCGUCAUCUUCCCUCUGCUCCACGAGGGCCUGACCGACGUCAUCCGGGACGUCCCCCUGGUGCACCUGGAUGAGAUCACCUUAUUUAAGAGCAGAGUGGCUGAGGAACCGCCGAACCUGUGGUGGUGAGAGGCGGAGCCGCCGCCCAUCGGUCUCAGUCACCUCGAGACGCUGCAGGAGCCUGGGACGCCAGGGACCCUUGGUUUGUCACAAGAGGAAGGGGGCCUCUCUCCCGGCCAGCCACGCCCCACCUGGCUCCUGGGGCUCCCGGCGUCUCCACGGCUCUCUCAUGGGAACUGUUGCUUUGUGAAGUUUGGGUCGAGGGGAUGCGUUCUGGGUGACAUGAGGGGGCUCGGGGGACGGUCGAUGUGGGGGGCUGGCUGAACCAGGCUGACCCUUGGGGCCUGGCUGGGGGGUUUGUGCACUGAGCCUCAAUCCCUGGGGGUCCUGUCCAUGGGCCUGGAGGGCCCGAACCCCAUGCCACUUCUGACCGGGAAGCGUGUCCCUUGGCUAUUGUGUUUGUGGUCACCUGCCACCGGGGCCCCGUGGAUGGGCGGCCACAUGCUGUCCCCCUGAAGUCCAGUCGGCCGGGCUGGUCACCGUGUGUCUGAGUGUCCCCUUGCAUGGUCGAGUGUGACAUGGGGAAGGGCCUGCCAGUUUAGUGGCUGCAGACUUGGGACUCUCCAUCCCAUUAGGACACAGUUGAGCCCACUCAUGUCUCUGGGGCUUUUCUAGCCAGAUGAUGCCUGUGGCCCCAGAGAGGUCCCCUGAGGUUGGGACUGCUGGUUGGAGCCUCUCCUGUGACUUUUCAGCCCAACCAGCAGGGCCCGUUUCUCACGAGAGAGGCCUCCUCCCCGUCCCACCCACCCCACGGCCUUCAGCUUCCCUGGGAAGGUCCAUGCGCGUUCCUGGGGAAAUCGAUACACAUUCGGCUUUGUUAGAAUAACGCGAAACAUUAAAACCCAGAAAGGAUUCUUAAGGCUGGAGUAGCAAUCACAUGACCCCAUUUCAAAUGACUUCAUUUAAGACUAAAAAUACUCAGCUGGGCACGAUGGCUCACGCCUGUAAUCCCGGCACUUUGGGAGGCUGAGGUGGGUGGAUCACGAGGUCAGGAGUUCAAGACCCGCCUGGCCAACAUGGUGAAACCCCAUCUCUACUAAAAAUACAAAAAUUAGCUGGGCGUGGUGGCGGGCGCCUGUAAUCCUAGCUACUCAGGAGGCUGAGGCAGGAGAAUCGUUUGAACCUGGGAGGCGGAGGUUGCAGUGAGCCGAGAUCACACCAUUGCACUCCAGCCUGGACAACAGGGCGAGACUCCGCCUCAAAAAAAAAAAAAAAAAAAAAAAAUAUAUAUAUAUUCAACACACUUUGGGAGGAUCACUUGAGCCCAUGAGUUUGAGAUCAGCCUGGGCAACACAGGGAUACCCCAUCUCUUAAAAAGAAAGAGAAAAAAACAAAGUUAUUCCAAAAAUGAGGACGUCCUCCUGGCAUCUGAGUCCUCACCCCAUGUGCCACGCUGGCCGCUUCUGCCGUCCUCCACCUCCAGGCGCUCCUAGAGCUGUCCCUGGGCCGGUGGCUUCCAAAGGGGGCUGUAGUUGGGUCCUGCUCGCCUGGACCGCUGCCCUGGCUGCUCUUGGUGAAGGGCCCCUUGUCCAGCCCGCCUUCCUCCUCCUGGGUUUCCGUGUGACAGGUGCCCCGUCCUGUGGGGUGGUGUCUCACAUUUGCUUUGCUGUGAAAAAAUGGGGUACACCAUCCCCGGGCCUCCAAUCACCGGCCCUGCCCCUGAGUGGGGAUGGUUUUCAGCAGCUCCUUGCUCUGGGGGCCAAGCUCCUUGUCCGGGAGGCCUUUGGAGAACUGGGGUCAGAGCUGUGGGGAGGUACAGCCCUCCUGUGCAGGUUGCCUCCCAGCUCUCCACCUGGCAGUCUUGACCCCACCCUGGCACCUCUGCUCACUGGCACAGGUGGAUCUGGGGUUCGAGGUCUCCUCCCACUUCACCCUGACUUUCUUGUAUGUAUGGGGUCAAAGCCUCCUCUCUGAAGCCCACGGGCCCUCUCCCGGCUCCAGGCUGCACCCAGUGCAGAACCUUUGCCUCCUGGCCGGAGGGACCCUUCUGCAGGCUGAUUCCAGCAGUGCCCGAUGGUGGGACCCACACCAGACCUAGCCUUCACCUCCCAGAGGCCUCCUGGCCCUCCUGUCAUGGCCUGUGAGAGCCACACCCCUAGGCCCCGUCUCCUGGUCUGCAGGCCGCAGGACCAGCUGCCCACGGCCCAAGGGGGCAGGGGCUGUAGAUGAGGGUCUCAGAGGUGGUGGGAGCGCCCCCCCACCCACAGUUCCUGGGCAUUUCUUUAGAGCUUUAAAAUGGCACCUGGAGACCACCAGGCGUGGUGAUCAGAUCUGGUGGUGUGGUGCCUCCCGGGACUGACCACUUCUUGCUCUCCGACCGAGGUGUGGCAGGCAGGGGCGAGUGGCCUGGGAGGUUCCCGGACCCUCAGGGGGCCUGUGUCUCUGGGCACUGCAGCUCCACGCCCCGCUCCUUCCUCCAGAACAUUCCCCACUCGGGCUAGAGAAUUGCGUCUGCUCCAGGAAUGCAUCCUAGCGUGUGUACGAUCGCGCCUCGGUGUCCUGUUCUCAUGAGCAAGCGGUUUUAACCAGCAGCAUAAUUUAUACUCAUAGACAGGACUGGGGGAAGGGCCAUUCCUGAGGCUGGGGUGCAGUGCCUUGGAAAGCACCCCUGAAACAGUGGACCUUGUAUUUUUAGUGUCCCCUGCAACCAUCCUUUGACUUAGAGCAAGAAUUUCUGCUGCUGCUACACCCGAGAUGGGCUUCACCAGAUGUUAAUAACGUGCUUAUUUUCUCUAAGUGCUAUUUUGGCACCAGUGUUAGUUGCAAUUUAUAUUCUGCAGCAUUUGAUGCUGGGAAAAGAACCCACCCUAAUGGUCCCCAAUUGGCAGAGCUCGGCUGUUAAGCAGCGGACCAUAUGCUGCCUGCUGGAGGAGCGUGGUCAGCACUUGUCCCUGUGCCUGCGUGCGUGUGCCUGCGUGCACGUGUGCCUGCGGGUACCUGUACCCUGUGUGUGCACAUGUGCCUGCAUGCGUGUGCCUGCGUGCACGUGUGCCUGCGUGUACAUGUGCCUGCGUGUACCUGUGCCCUGUGUGUGCACGUGUGCCUGCGUGUACCUGUGCCCUGUGUGUGCAUGCGUGUGUGAGUCACGUCUUCCGUGUGUGUAUGUGAGGGAGAGACUGCGGGGUUGGAGGGAGGGUGGAGGGGAAAGUGUAUGUAUCCCUUUGUUCUUUAAAAGGGAGAGCCCCAACCUCUCUGGCUGCCCCCUCCUGCCUGUGCUCCCAGCUCACCCCACACCUAGCUGCUAUUUAUUCUCCUGACCCCCUCCCGGCCCUGCAGCCCCGUGUCCCGCAGCCUCCGCCCCGCCGCCUGCUCCACGUCACCAGGCAACACUCGGCCCCACCAGGCUUCCGAAGGUGGCCCAGAGCAGGCACUUGAGCCUGAUGACCCAGAGCAAAGCUGCCUUUCUGGGCCUUGAGUACUCCUUUCUGCUAUGGGAGGCUUUUCUUGUUUUCAACGGCCCAUCCAGCCCAGGGGGGCUGGGUGAGGGCUGCUUCCUUCUGCCGCAGAGGGGGCGGGCUCUAUCCCUGCCAUCUGCUGCCCCCAGAGGCCCUGCCAGGACACGGGCCUGAGCGGUUUCUUCUCCAAGAGGCCCUCCCGGGACCUGUGUGUGCACAGGGCGGGAAGACACUUGCUGCUUCAACCCAGGACUGCAGCCAGGACGGGCUGAGCUCCUCUUGCGCUACAAACACACAAGGGGUGCCUGCCAGCUCAGCAGCGCCCUCCCUCAACCACACCCUGGGCCCGGACCCAGAGCCACAGGCCGCUGGACCCAGGGGACCGGGGCUGGGCUCAGGCUUGGGCCUGGAGGGCUUGUGGAGGGGCCAGACCUAGAGCAGUAGGGCUGCAACAGCUGAGGGCUGGGCCCCUGCCGGCCAGUGAAGCUCCAGACCAGUGCCCCGGCCUUGGCGGUGCCAGCAGUGCUCCUGCAGGGAUGGAGGGUGCUGGAGGCCUGGAUGCGGGGACCUUGAUCCCCCAGCAGGCAGCGCUAUGGCAGCCUCCCACCUCCUCUUCCCCUGUUAUCUGCUCCUUUUAGGAUCUGAAAAUUACAGAGCCUUUUUUUUUUUUUUUUGAGAGGGAGUCUUGCUUUGUCCCCCAGGCUGGAGUGCAAUGGCACGAUCUUGGCUCACUCACUACAACCUCCACCUCACAGGUUCAAGCGAUUCUCCCACAUCAGCCUCCCGAGUAGCUGGGAUUACAGGCGCCCGCCAUCAUGACCGGCUAAUUUUUGUAUUUUUGCAGAGAUGGGGUUGCACCAUGUUGGUCAGGCUGGCCUUGAACUCCUGACCUCAAGUGAUUCUCCUGCCUUGGCCUCCCAAAGUGCUAGGAUAACAGGUGUGAGCCACCGUGCCUGGCCCAUUACAGAGCUCUUGUAAGAAAACAUGUGAAAUUCAUGGACAAAGUGAGGUGAUGAAGUGUGGAGCCACUAAACCAAAGGCAGAGGAGGCGUCGGCCGCUUCCUGUGGACGUGGGCAGAGCGCUGCUGCCAGUUCCUGGUAGCCUUGACCACGACGCUGGGGGGUCUUUGUGAUGGUCAUGGGUCUCAUUUGCACUUGGGGGUGUGAGAUUCAAGUUAGAGGUUUCUAGAUCUGGCCGGGCGCGGUGGCUUACGCCUGUAAUCCCAGCACUUUAGGAGGCUGAGGCAGGCGGAUCACGAGGUCAGGAGAUCGAGACCAUCCUGGCUAACACAGUGAAACCCCGUCUCUACUAAAAAUACAAAAAAGUAGCCGGGUGCGGUGGCGUGCGCCUGUGGUCCCAGCCACUCAGGAGGCUGAGGCAGGAGAAUGGCAUGAACCUGGGAGGCGGAGCUUGCAGUGAGCUGAGAUUGUGCCACUGCACUCCAGCCUGGGCGACAGAGUGAGACUCCGUCUCAAAGAAAAAAAAAAAACAAAAGAAAUUUCUAGCUCUACUGGGCAUGAUGAGCACAAACCCCACAGACACUGAGAAACCCAGUGGUGGCAGUGACUCGGGCUGUCAUCGGGGCUCCUCUGCUCUCUAAAGCUCCUUCGAGAAACACAAGAGGGGCCGGGCGUGGUGGCUCACGCCUGUCAUCCCAGCACUUUGGGAGGCUGGGGCAGGAGGAUCGCUUGAGCCCAGGAGUUCGAGACCAGCCUGGGCAACAUAGUGAGACUCUAUCUCUACAUAAAAUAAAAAAAAAAAGUUAGCUGGGCAUUGUACCUGUGCCUGUGGUCCCAGCUACUCAGGAGGCUGAGGCAGGAGGAUUGCUUGAGCCCAGGAGUUGGAUGUUGCAGUGAGCCAAGAUCGCACCAUUGCCCUCCACCCUGGGCCACGGAGCAAUACCCUGUCUCAGAAAACAACAAAAAGCAGAAACGCUGAAGGGGUCGGUUUACGGGAAAACCGCCGGUCAGAACACCUGGCUACUCCUACCCCAGAUCAGUGGACCCGGGAAUGAGGGUUGGUCCCGGGAGGCUUUUCCCCAAGCUGUUGCCACCAGACCCGCCACGGGAACCCUGGCCACAGAAGCCUCCCGGGGAGUGAGCCAGAGCCUGGACCGCCGUGCCGAUGUGUCUGGGGUGGAGGGAGGGUGGGGAGUGUGCAAGGGUGUGUGUGUGCCCGGGGGGUGUUCAUGGGCAAGCAUGUGCGUGCCUGUGUGUGUGCGUGCCCCUCCCCUGCAGCCGUCGGUGGUAUCUCCCUCCAGCCCCUUCGCCACCUUCUGAGCAUUGUCCGUCCACGUGAGACUGCCCAGAGACAGCAGAACUCCACGUGGUUUUAAGGGGAGACCUUUCCCUGGCCCUGGGGGUCUCGCCAUAUCUCAUGACCAGGUGCUAAAUGACCCGACAUGCAUCACCUGCCUUUUGGUGACCCACCUCCCUGUCCCCGUCCCGCUGACUUGCCCCCGUGGCGUCUCACGGUGAUGCCUGCUCCUGACAUUGGUGUUCACUGUAGCAAACUACAUUCUGGAUGGGAAUUUUCAUGUACAUGUGUGGCAUGUGGAAAAUUUCAAAUAAAAUGGACUUGAUUUAGAAA
Molecule: messenger RNA, 8628 nt
Organism: Gorilla gorilla gorilla (western lowland gorilla)
Lineage: Eukaryota; Metazoa; Chordata; Mammalia; Primates; Hominidae
Gene: FBXL18
Product: F-box and leucine rich repeat protein 18
Exons: 5
Coding region: 496-2652 (718 amino acids)
Biological process (GO): SCF-dependent proteasomal ubiquitin-dependent protein catabolic process
Cellular component (GO): SCF ubiquitin ligase complex
Molecular function (GO): protein binding
Source: RefSeq, a predicted model, not a curated record